This is a messenger RNA of Acomys russatus (golden spiny mouse), 858 nucleotides long. It is a transcript of the gene Nkx2-6, whose product is annotated as NK2 homeobox 6. The transcript has 2 exons. Gene Ontology annotation, cellular component: nucleus. Gene Ontology annotation, biological process: cell differentiation; regulation of transcription by RNA polymerase II. Gene Ontology annotation, molecular function: DNA-binding transcription factor activity, RNA polymerase II-specific; RNA polymerase II cis-regulatory region sequence-specific DNA binding. The record is from RefSeq and is a predicted model, not a curated record. NCBI's taxonomy places the organism in Eukaryota, Metazoa, Chordata, Mammalia, Rodentia, Muridae. Bases 1 to 858 code for a protein of 285 amino acids.
AUGCUGCUGAGCCCGGCCACCUCCACCCGCUUUUCCGUAGACUACAUUCUCAGGUGGGAGCGGGAGCAGAACGUCUCCAAGACUCCGUCACAACGAGAGUUGAAUAGAAACCCAGAAAAGCUUCAAUACCUAAGAAUGGGCCCGGACUCCAGAGGGUCAGAGAGCAGUGGCAAGGCACAAGGCGGAUCAGAUCCUCCUAGUUGGCCUUGGGAGACAGUCCUGGACGUGGACUCAGAUCCUGUGAGGAAGCCUGAGACUUCCCCAGGCUUGCCCUCCCCACUUGGAGCUGGGAGCCCGGUGAUGGAGCACGGCGACGACUUGCACCGCGGAGGCCUGGAGCCGACCAGGACGCGGACGCGGCGGAAGCCCCGUGUGCUGUUCUCGCAGGCUCAGGUGCUGGCUCUGGAGCGGCGCUUUAAGCACCAGCGGUAUCUGUCUGCACCCGAGCGCGAGCAUCUGGCCAGCGCGCUGCAGCUCACGUCCACUCAGGUCAAGAUCUGGUUCCAAAACCGGCGCUACAAGUGCAAGAGGCAGCGCCAGGACCAGUCCCUGAAACUGGCAGGCCACCCUUUAGCACCGCGCCGAGUGGCAGUGCCAGUACUAGUGCUGGACGGCAAGCCCUGUCUGGGUCCCGAAGCCCCCGCAUUCCCGGGCCCCUACGCGGUCACCGCGCCGCCCUAUUCCUGCUACGGAGGCCACGCAGGCACUCCCUAUAGUGCUAACUACGCAAGCGGCUACACCGACACCCGCCCGGGGCCACUCACACCGUUGGCUAGCUCUAGCUACAGCCCAGGUGGCCUGAGUGCAGCCCAGCAGGGCCAUCUGCCCCCCACGCUACAAGGAGUCACGGCCUGGUGA